Molecule: messenger RNA, 567 nt
Organism: Rotaria socialis
Lineage: Eukaryota; Metazoa; Rotifera; Eurotatoria; Philodinida; Philodinidae
Source: the annotation of a GenBank genome assembly
AUGAAACGAAUUACUGCACUGAUUAUAAGCAGUUUAAAUGGUUUUAGUUUGAAUAUUGUUCGUAAACUUGCUGAACAAGGUUAUAAUAUUGCUCUAAAUGAAAAUCAAAAUGAUGAUAAUAUUAUUGAAACUAUUCAAAAGGAACAUAAACAAUGUAGAACAAUGUAUGUGCCAGAUAGUAUAAAAAAUGAAAUCGAUAUACAUAAUUUAGUUGAACAAAUAUCAAAACAGUUUCAGCAUAUUGACAUUGUAAUUAUACAUCAUGAAUGUAAACGACAUUACACAGCUUCGAUUGAUGAAUUUCCAACAGAAAACUGGAGAGAAGCUUUUGAUUAUAAUCUUAUAAUAACUUUUGCUUUAGUUAAAACUCUAUGGCCUCAUAUGAAACGACAGCAUUCUGGAAAUAUAAAAACAUCUCUAUUCGAGCAAUAUGAUCACAUAAAAACAUUAGCUGAUCUUAUCUUAUUUUUAUCUAGUGAUCAAGCUCGUUCAAUAACUGGCCAAUCAAUUCCAUGGUGCUUAACACAGUUCUAUUUUAAUGUUGACGAACGUCUUAUUUGCCAAUGA